Messenger RNA from Pseudophryne corroboree (corroboree frog), 1720 nucleotides. RefSeq names its product AMMECR1 like (gene AMMECR1L). Gene Ontology annotation, cellular component: nucleus. The transcript is spliced from 7 exons. The coding region runs from base 159 to 998 and encodes 279 amino acids. Lineage: Eukaryota; Metazoa; Chordata; Amphibia; Anura; Myobatrachidae. The record is from RefSeq and is a predicted model, not a curated record.
UCGCUGCGGUGACGUAGCCGGCAGCUGUUUUCCGGUUCCGGUUGGGUACGGCCCGGUUCGGUUCGGCUGCGGAUGGCAGAGUCCGGGCUGAGUGCUGGAAAAGACCGGAACCGGAGCCAGCACGGGGUGGAGCGGGUGAGAUUGUGCUGUCUCACAGCAUGGGGAAGAGACGUUGUGUAUCGACUGCAGAGAACAAGCCAUCUUCAGGCUGUUGUGGAGUGAAGAAACUCAAACUGUGUCCAUCACCUGCAGGCAGUGUUCAGACCCCAGUCCCACAUAACUGCCAGCCCCCUGAAGACAAGACGGUGGGUCCAGGUGCCCUCACCCCACUCUCCCGCCCCAAUGGGACCACAAGCGGCAGGGAGCAGUUGGUGGUGACAGCUGAAAUGGGUUGCUACUGCUUUGAUGUCCUUUAUUGCCACCUGCAUGGCUUCCCACAGCCACGUUUGCCACGUUUUACCAAUGAUCCCUACCCAUUGUUUGUCACAUGGAAGGCAGGACGUGACAAACGCCUACGUGGCUGCAUUGGGACCUUUUCUGCCAUGAAUCUACACUCAGGACUCAGGGAAUACACCUUAACCAGUGCCCUUAAGGACAGCCGCUUCCCUCCUCUAACCCGUGAGGAGCUGCCCAAGCUGUCCUGCUCCGUGUCUCUGCUCACCAACUUUGAGGACGUAAGUGACUUCCUGGACUGGGAGGUUGGAGUUCAUGGGAUCCGGAUUGAGUUCCUAAAUGAGAAGGGGGUAAAACGCACAGCCACCUACCUGCCUGAAGUAGCCAAGGAACAAGACUGGGAUCAGAUUCAGACAGUAGACUCCCUGCUCAGGAAAGGUGGUUUCAAAGCUCCCAUUACUAAUGAGUUUAGAAAAAGCAUCAAGCUAACAAGGUACCGCAGUGAGAAGGUGACAAUCAGUUACAUGGAAUACAUGGCCUCCCGCCAACCCGCACAGCAAAACGGCACUGUGCAUGCACUGCCUCAUUAUACGCAUUACUCCUGACACAGCGCUGCCCCUGCCGCAGCCCUGUCCCCCGCUCGCCGGCAAUGCCUGUGACCUCCUGACAUCUGACUCCUCCUCGGCUCCCUCCUCCUGGUCCAGUUACCUAUACUACUGCACCAUCUUAUGAGCUUCACCAGAGGGGGGAGCAGUGCCCAGAGACUCGCAGACACAUGCAGCCUUACCUCACCCCCGCGCUCUCCAGGGACUUUUGAGUGGGUGGGAGAGCAAAGUGAGAUGCUACGGUCUCCUCCAACCCCUGCAGUGUAAGGGGUCACUCACCCCAGAAAAAGCACUUUUAGGUUUUUACAUUCUGAACUCCUUAUAUUGAUUUUUUUAUAUACGUAUAUUAUAUAUCUUUUUUUUAACCUCAAGAAAAAUCCCAACUUUGUGAAAAGUGCUCCCGUACCUCUAGAGCCUGACUUGAUUGGGGCCACACAGGCUUUGUGUGUUACUUUGCAACAGGAACAGUUCAACUAAACCAGAUCUUGUGCUGUAACUGCAACGCCCUUUGAGAGCUGGAGUAGUGCAGAUUGGUUUGACACCAUUCAGAAAUCCUUAAUGCCAGGACGUCAGUUUCCCUGUGGUAUUAUGAAAUACAGAUUGCUUCUGUAUACACUCUGGAAUUAUACCUAUGUAUGUUAUGUUCCUCAUACAUGUGAUGAUAUAGCAAAGUAAUGUGUAAAACCUCAUACACAAUGGGCCUAAUUCAAGGUUGAUUGCAA